Raphanus sativus (radish) is the source of this 1535-nucleotide messenger RNA. RefSeq lists its product as uncharacterized. Bases 1 to 1308 code for a protein of 435 amino acids. The record is from RefSeq and is a predicted model, not a curated record. The transcript has 8 exons. Gene Ontology annotation, molecular function: oxidoreductase activity. NCBI's taxonomy places the organism in Eukaryota, Viridiplantae, Streptophyta, Magnoliopsida, Brassicales, Brassicaceae.
AUGGCGUUUGCUCCGAUUCUCCGCCGCGUCUCCGCCGCUAAGAACCUCUUUCCUCUAUCUAGACUCGCCGUUGGUUCCUCUCCCUCCGUUAGAUCUCUGCAAACCGGAGCCUCCGGCGACGAUCGUCAACUCCCUCCGCCGCUUUCUCCGUCCUCCAUCGCUGGGUAUCACGUGAGCUCCGGGGGAUACAUGCGCGGAGCUGUGUUUCGGGAGCCAAAUCAGCCUCUAACAAUCGAAGAGUUUCACAUUCCACGACCAAAAGUGAAUGAGAUUCUCAUCAAAACCAAAGCUUGUGGAGUUUGCCACUCUGAUCUACAUGUGAUGAAAGGAGAGAUACCAUUCUCUACUCCUUGUGUUAUCGGUCAUGAGAUCACUGGUGAAGUUGUUGAACAUGGUCCUCUUACUGAUCACAAGAUCAUCCAAAGAUUUCCAAUUGGCUCUCGCGUGGUUGGAGCUUUCAUUAUGCCGUGUGGAACCUGUUCUUAUUGUGCUAAGGGCCAUGAUGAUCUAUGUGAAGACUUCUUUGCUUACAAUAGAGCUAAAGGAACUCUUUAUGAUGGCGAAACUCGUCUGUUUUUGCGUCAUGACGAUUCACCGGUGUAUAUGUACAGUAUGGGAGGGAUGGCUGAGUACUGUGUCACACCAGCGCACGGGUUAGCUCCUCUACCAGAUUCUCUGCCCUACACUGAGUCUGCGAUUCUAGGGUGUGCUGUUUUCACUGCGUAUGGUGCUAUGGCUCAUGCUGCUGAGAUCCGUCCUGGCGAUUCUAUUGCUGUGAUUGGAAUUGGUGGUGUUGGCUCUAGUUGUUUGCAGAUAGCUAGGGCUUUUGGAGCCUCUGAUAUAAUAGCUGUGGAUGUCCAGGAUGAUAAAUUGGAGAAGGCUAAGACUCUUGGUGCCACUCAUAUUGUCAAUGCUGCUAAAGAAGAUGCUGUUGACAGGAUAAGGGAAAUAACGGGUGGGAUGGGUGUGGAUGUUGCUGUUGAAGCCUUGGGAAAGCCUCAGACUUUCAUGCAGUGCACACUCAGUGUGAAAGAUGGUGGAAAAGCUGUGAUGAUUGGACUCUCACAAGCUGGCUCCGUUGGAGAAAUAGACAUUAACCGACUUGUUCGUAGGAAGAUAAAAGUGAUAGGGUCAUACGGAGGAAGAGCAAGGCAGGAUCUUCCAAAAGUAGUGAAACUAGCAGAGUCAGGGAUCUUCAACCUAACGAACGCGGUUUCAAGCAAGUACAAGUUUGAAGAUGCAGGGAAAGCGUUUCAAGAUCUCAACCAAGGAAAGAUCGUGAGCCGUGGUGUUGUUGAGAUACUAUAAAGCUAAAAAAAAAACCUGGUUCAGGUUUUGGUAAUGACUGCUUCAUACCUGAUUUCACUGAGGUCUAGUUGCUACAAAAUCUUCAGACAAGCUCGUUGUGUGUUUUCUGAUUUUUCCUAUGUGUUCUCUCUGAUAUUUUUUUUCAAACUAGAUUCAAGAGUUAUGUAUCGGAGUUGCUUACUUUAAAAUGAAGAAAAACCGCUGAAGUAAUAGAAAAAUUCAAAUAA